CUUAAAGUUUCAUAGCUGUCUGGACUGUCAUCUCCGAACAAAGCCAUGGACGGUCAAACAGCGGAGAAUGGGGAAAACAUGACAUCCACUGAGGACUCACACAUGGGACAAGUUGUCACAGACGGCAACCAUACUGACUCUCAGACAGAGACCAUCAUUCCCCUGGAUGAGCAUACAUCACAUCCCACACUAGACAUGGACCAGGCGGUCAUGGACGAUUUGGGGCAGCUUUUUGACCACUGCAUCCAGCAAGUGUCCCAUCUGGAGACACAGAGAGAUGAGCUGAUACAAGAGCUCCUCAGCCUGCAGGAGCCCAUUCUCCGGGUGGUUGGACACCUGAGGGGGAAGUUGCUGGAGACACGGAGGCUGCUGACGCUGGCUCAGCUGGAUUAUGUCGCCGUUUAUGAGGAAGUGAAGGAGGUGAAGAGGAAACUAUUUUCCACAGCCAGAGAAUGCAUCCAGAGCCAGGUGACGCUGGCUGAGCACGAGCACGAGGUGGCUCAGUCUGCUGUGACACAGGAGGAGCUCAAGGCUGACAUCCACAGUCUCACCCAGGAGUUGUCUCACCUGCAGGAGGCCCAGCAGAACCAGCUAAACACUCUGAGGGACCAGACCUCGAAGGCCCGCAGGCCCAGGGCCAUGAGCGACGUCAGCCAGUGCCGGCAGGCUUCUGUCAGGCUGCAGCGGCGGCUCAGCGGCAGUGUCAGGGCACUGGAAGGCUGGUAUGAGCCUCGGUUCAUGGCCCUGCUUAAGAGACGGCAGGUUGGUGAGGAAGCUUUGAGAAAGAGCAGGGAGCAGGCAAUGGACCUGAGGACCCGUCUGGGGCCCCUGAGAGAGGACAUACAGAGACUGGAGGUGCAGAGAGCCUGUCUGGAGCAGAGGAUCACUCUGAUGGAGAGGGAGAGGGAGGACAGCGUCACACAGCACAAGGAAACUGUGGAGAAAUUAAAAGAGACUCUGAGAGAGUUAGAAGUGGAGUUUGAGGUUCAAAGAAAAUCUAAGAAAGUAUUGGAAGAUCAUAAUGAUGGCCUUUUAAAAGAGCUGACAUUUUGGAGAGGCUGUGAUGAACCCAGUGAAUCCACUACAGAGGAAGAUCCCGAAAUUUCUGUUUCCAGUGGAUGUUCUCAAUUAUCUACACAAGACCAAACCACGGUAUAGAAUUUAUAUAAAUAUAGAAAGAUAAAAACUAAUAUAAUACGCAGCAUUAUUUAAACUUUAAAUAUGUUUUCAUUUCUCCUGAAAUAAUUCCACAUGAUUUACUCAGAAUUAUA
Plectropomus leopardus (leopard coralgrouper) is the source of this 1271-nucleotide messenger RNA. Its product is annotated as syncoilin-like. NCBI's taxonomy places the organism in Eukaryota, Metazoa, Chordata, Actinopteri, Perciformes, Serranidae. Gene Ontology annotation, cellular component: intermediate filament. The record is from RefSeq and is a predicted model, not a curated record.